GCUGGUUUUGCUAAUCGUCCCACUUCUUUCAUUUGAAUUUUCCAUUGACAAUGUAUUAUAUUCGGUUUCCGCCACUUUUCGAGUAGGACUCUGUCCUAGUCGACAUACUUCUUACCCCUUGUCUUGGCAGUGAGGGUGCCCAGCUCUCCCCCUUAGAGCUUGAGGAGACGGCUCUUGACGGUGGAUUACUGUUCCAAGCCGUCGUUCGUUCUUUACCUCAGCUCAACCUUGCAAUCUAUCUGUGAGGGCGGCCUGCCGUUUCUUCGGCCCGCAUUUGAACAGGGCUUUUCUUUCGAGGGGUUCUGUACCAUCAUCUUUUUGUCCUCAUAGGAAGCGAGUUCGAACAGUGACAGCCAUGGGAUCGUCUCCGUUGGUCACCAAAUUUCCCGGCAAUGACCUCAAUAUCCGCACAGCUGCAGAUAGACCAAGCCUGAAGAGCAAUCCUGUUGAGGAGCCCGCACAGCCGACUCUUCCUGCCAACUUUGGAGAAGUAGUACAUGGCAUUUACAGGAGUUCCUAUCCGAACCCCAGGAACCUUCCGGCCCUCAAGAAGUUGGGUCUCAAAACGAUAAUCACUCUUGUUGAAGAACAGUACUCUAAUGUACAUAUUAGCUUCCUUUUGGAGAAUGGAAUCAAUCAUCGGAGAAUUCUGAUCGAACCGAACAAAGACCCGAAUGUGAAAACUCCAGAGACUACUAUAAUCCGCGUUUUAGAAUUAUUACUCGAUCGCCAGAAUCACCCUGUUCUCGUUCACUGUAACAAGGGAAGGCACCGCACCGGAUGUAUUAUCGGCUGUUUUCGAAAGGUCCAAGGUUGGCCAAUGCAUGAUAUCCUUUCCGAAUAUCACAUAUAUGCAGAUCCUAAGGCGCGCCCUUUGGAUGAAAAGUUCAUUACGUCUUUUGAUCAUACGAAACUGAAGCAUCGGGCGGAAAUUAUAGGAGCAACUAAUUGGAAGCCCUCAACUAACCACAAGCUUGUGGCUAUGUCCAACGGGGAGCAGUCCAGUUCCGAUAAACGCCACGUUCAUUCUUCGCUGAGCGAAGUCAGCAUGCCCAAAGUUAUCUAAGACACUUUAUUAUCACGCAUUGACGAAGCAUCUUCACGAUUUAGAAAUGACGAUGAUUGCAUCUAGACGGUUUUCGGGCUUCCAUUGUAUCUUCACGCGUACAAACGCAUGGAGUCUCAUACCCUGAUAUUCAUGCGGGCUGUGGAUCAAAGGGCUUUACGAUGGUUACUUUUAACGAGCUCAUAACUUUGUUUCUAUGGGUUUAUUUUAUCUUUUCUGCCCAAGUACAAUAGUCCUCGGGGUCAGGUUCUAAAUGACUUUUUCUUUAUACGGGGCGGCUUGAUGCUUUUAACCGGAUACAGCUCCAUAGAAGGUUAAAAUCUAGAAUGGAGUUUACAGCUCACCUUUUUCUAGCGGUGUUUGUUUUCCG
Molecule: messenger RNA, 1436 nt
Organism: Monascus purpureus
Lineage: Eukaryota; Fungi; Ascomycota; Eurotiomycetes; Eurotiales; Aspergillaceae
Source: the annotation of a GenBank genome assembly